CCCCCAGGUCCUCCCCUGCACCUGCAGGUCCUCCCCUGCGCCUGUGUCUCUGCAGCAGCCCCACGUCUCCGUCCCUUAUCAUCAGCUACUGCCAGGCCGGCCACACCUCCUCGCGACCUUUGCUCCAGGCUUGUUUUUUCCCUCUGGACUUGGGAACCUGAGGCUCACUUUCACUCGCUGCCUGUCCUUCGCAGGCACCUCGCCAUGUGCACGGGAAAGUGUGCCCGCUUUGUGGGGCUCUCCCUCAUCCCCCUCUCCCUGGUCUGCAUCGUGGCCAACGCCCUCCUGCUGGUGCCCAAUGCGAAGACCACCUGGACCAAGGACCACCUCAGCUUGCAAGUCUGGCUCAUGGCUGGCUUCAUCGGCGGGGGCCUGAUGGUACUGUGUCCGGGAAUCGCUGCUGUUCGAGCAGGCGGCAAAGGCUGUUGUGGUACAGGCUGCUGUGGAAAUCGCUGCAGGAUGCUGCGCUCGGUCUUCUGCUCAGCGUUCGGGAUGCUGGGUGCCAUCUACUGCCUCUCGGUAUCGGGAGCCGGGCUCCGAACUGGACCCAAAUGCUUUAUGAACGACUCCUGGGGUUACCACUUCGAAGAGACCGCAGGCUCUUACCUGCUCAACCGCACCCAGUGGAGCUUGUGCGUGGAGCCACCCGGUGUGGUCUACUGGAACGUGACGCUCUUCUCGCUGCUGGUGGCCGCCUCGUGCCUGGAGAUCUUGCUGUGUGGGGUGCAGUUGGUGAAUGCGUGCAUUGGUGUCUUCUGUGGCGAUUGCAGGAAGGAGGUGGGACGGUGUGGGAUGGAGUUGCCGAGGAAGCCUGUUUGCUCCCUGGCUGCAUCCUCACUUUCUCUUUUCCGGCAGGGCGCCGGUCAGUGAGACUCCACCGACCUGGUCUGUUGCUCCUGGAUACCCACCUGGCCCGCUCCCGCCCUGGAAUAAACUCCUACGAGCUCUCUUCCGCGUCUCUAAUUGCGCCCUAUAAAGGGAAGGUCCGAUGGCCUUCAGAUACAUCGGAGCUCCGGGCUCUCAUGUUUGGAGCCCUUGCACCCUGCCUGUUUUCUUAAUAAAUAAUUAUUGAGCUGUUGGUGCGCUGGAAACACAGUGUAAACAAGACAGGCAAGGUCUGUGCUCUGAAAGAAUUUAACAUUCCAGAAGUAGAAGAUGGACACCUUUUAAAAGUGGCACUAGAGGAGUUCCCCGUGGCUGCAGCGGAUUAAGGAUCCUGGGUUGUCUCUGCAGUGUUUUGGGUUGCUGUGGAGGCAUGGGUGGGACCCCUAGCCUGGGAACUUCCCUAUGCCUGUGGAUGCAUCAAUAAACGAACAAACAGA
Phacochoerus africanus (Common warthog) is the source of this 1322-nucleotide messenger RNA. RefSeq names its product transmembrane 4 L six family member 5 (gene TM4SF5). Lineage: Eukaryota; Metazoa; Chordata; Mammalia; Artiodactyla; Suidae. The transcript is spliced from 4 exons. Bases 205 to 870 code for a protein of 221 amino acids. Gene Ontology annotation, cellular component: membrane. The record is from RefSeq and is a predicted model, not a curated record.